AUGUGGGAAUCCGGCUACAGCCUCCCUGCCUGUCUCCUUGCCUCCGGUCUCAUCCUUCUCGACAAUGCGCAUAUUGGUCAGACGCGGUUGAUCCUCCUCGAUGCCACCCUCGUCUUCUCCAUGGCCUGCAGCUUGUUGGCCUACAUUAGAUUUUACAAGCUCCGCCACGAGCCCUUUUCGCGAAAGUGGUGGAAGUGGCUUAUCCUCACUGGCUUCGCGUUGUCUUGCGACAUCUCGACCAAGUACGUCGGUACCUUUGCCUUUGUUACCAUUGGCUCCGCCGUCGUCAUUGAUCUGUGGGAUCUUCUCGAUGUCAAGAGGCCCGGUGGCGCCUUGUCGAUGCAGCUCUUCGUCAGACACUUUUGCGCCAGGGCCUUUGGUCUCAUCAUCAUGCCCUUCCUCUUCUACCUCUUCUGGUUCCAGGUCCACUUCACCGUCCUCUCGCGAUCGGGUCCCGGUGACGCCUUCAUGACCCCCGAGUUCCAGGAAACCCUGAGCGACAACAUUAUGCUUGCCAACGCCGUGAGCAUUGACUACUAUGACACCGUCACCAUCCGCCACAAGGAGACCAAGGCCUAUCUUCAUUCCCACGAGGAGUUCUACCCCCUUCGCUACGACGAUGGCCGCGUUUCGAGCAAGGGCCAGCAGGUGACGGGUUACCCAUUCAACGACACCAACAACCACUGGCAGAUCAUUCCUGUGGUGGACGACAAGGCGGUGGGCCGCCACGUCAUCAACCAUGACCUCGUCCGUCUCCGACACGUCGGAACCGACACCAUCCUCCUCUCUCACGAUGUUGCCUCGCCUUACUACCCCACGAACCAGGAAUUCACCACUGUCUCUGUCGAGGAUGGAUUCGGCAAGCGGGCCAACGACACGUUGUUUGAGAUUCGUAUCGAGCACGGAAAGAACAAGCAAGAAUUCAAGUCGGUCUCGGGCCAAUUCAAGCUGAUCCACAACCCUAGCAAAGUCGCCAUGUGGACGCACACCAAGCCCCUCCCCGACUGGGGCCACCGCCAGCAGGAGAUUAACGGAAACAAGCAGAUUGCGCCCAGCUCCAAUAUCUGGGUGGUGGAGGACAUCCCAUCGCUGCCCAUUGACGCCAAGCGACGAGAGAAGCCGGCCCGCAAGGUGACGUCGCUCCCCUUCUUGCGCAAGUGGUUUGAGUUGCAGAGGUCCAUGUUCUGGCACAACAGCCAGCUCACCAGCAGCCACCCUUACUCGAGCCACCCAUACCAGUGGCCAUUCCUGCUCCGCGGCGUCAGCUUCUGGACCCAGAACGAUACGCGCCAGCAGAUUUACUUCCUCGGUAACCCCAUCGGUUGGUGGUUCGCUAGCAGCUUGUUGGCCGUGUUCGCCGGCAUUGUCGCCGCUGAUCAACUGUCCCUCCGCCGAGGUGUUGACGCUCUCGACCGCCGCAGCCGAUCUCGUCUGUACAACUCGACGGGCUUCUUCUUCCUAGCCUGGGCGACGCAUUAUUUCCCCUUCUGGGUCAUGGGUCGUCAGCUCUUCUUGCACCACUAUCUCCCCGCGCACCUUGCCUCGUGCCUGGUUGCGGGUGCGCUUGUGGAAUUUGUAUUCUGCACCGAGCCGGUGCCGGAAGAGCCCAGCUACCAGGCGGUUAAGUCUGGCAAGAAGGCCGCGCCUGGUCCCAAGCACUUCGUCACGGCUGGUGAGCGCUUCGCCAACCAGAAGCUCGGAGCGGCUUGGAUGGCUAGCGGUGUCAUCAUCGCCGUGGUCCUGGCGAGCUGGUACUUUUUCCUACCUUUGACCUAUGGCUAUCCUGGUCUCUCCGUCGCCGAAGUGCAGCAGCGCAAGUGGCUCGGUUAUGAUCUUCACUUUGCUAAAUAA
Molecule: messenger RNA, 1851 nt
Organism: Parascedosporium putredinis
Lineage: Eukaryota; Fungi; Ascomycota; Sordariomycetes; Microascales; Microascaceae
Source: the annotation of a GenBank genome assembly